AUGUCGUGCAUCCACCUCCACUUGGGCCAGGCCGGAAUCCAGCUGGGCGAGUCGUUUUGGAGGCUAGCGGAGGAAGAAUUUCUCGUCGACGACGUGAGGGCGGGAGGCGGAGGCGACGGCAGCUACAGUGGCAGGGGUAGCGGCCGCGCAGCACUGCCGUCGAGAAAGCCACCAAUGCGGCGGAUGCGGCCCGGAGGGACGGCUAUGUUCCACGAAGACGACGGCUGGGCGAGGUGCCUGGUGGUGGAUAGCGAGCCCAAGGUGGUGCAAGGCUUCCAAGGUCGCCUGGAGUCACUUCGGCCCGAGAACGCUAUCUACUCGCAGAGCGGUCUGGCCAACAACUGGGCCAUGGGUUUCGCUUCUUGCAGAUCCGAUGUUAGAGGGGAAGAGGGCCCGUUCUCUCGCUGCAUGGAGGGGAUGCGGAAAGAGGCAGAGCGGUCUUGCUGGCUCAACAGCGCCGUGAUGACGCACAGCUUAGCGGGCGGGACGGGCUCAGGCCUUGGCUCGGGUCUGCUCCAGGCGCUGCGCGACGAGUACCCAUCCCUGUACCUCAUAUCAGCCUGCGUGGGACCCUUCGGGACCGGCGACACCCCCCUGCAACACUACAACUCCGCGCUGGCUCUCCAGCACCUCCAGGCCUACGCCGACUGCGUGAUCUACCGAGGGAACGACGAUCUCCUCCGAGGGGCCGCUGAGGCAUCGGCCAGGAUAAGCGCGGCGACGUCUUCGCCGGCGGUGUCCGAUUCACGGUGGGCCGCGAGCGGCGGACCCCGAAGCGGCGGCGGGGCCGCGGGGUGGCGCCCGGUCGGUGUUUUGUCGAGACACGGCGGUAGCGGCGGCGGCGGCGGUGGGGGUGGUGGUGGUGCCUCGGGAAGGGGAAGGAUGGUCGUUUCCACGGCGGAUAUGAACGCCUCCCUAUCUCUGGACAUGGCGUCCUACUUCUUCCCGACCAGCCGGCCGUUUGACCGCUUCCAACCCGCGCCGCCGACGGUAGAAGGCCGCCCCCGCUCCCACCAACAGCAGCAGCAGCAGCAGCAACGUCAAGAGAUGGCGCAGAGGCCCUUCGAUGGGGGCUCUCUGAUGGCAGCUGCCGUCCCCCUCCCUGCGGCGAAGUUCGUGGACUUGCGUUCGACGCUCUCCGCCGGACCCCUUGCUUCUGAUAGUGGUGGUAUUGGUCAGGGCUUGUUCUCGUCGUCAUCGCUACCGUCUUCGUCGACAACGAAGAAGGACUGGGCAGCGCUCGCCAACGACCACGGGAGAAAGGUGCCUCUCUGCCCGCGGAGGGCGGGCGGGCUCGACGACGACGCCUGCGUCGCGGCGCACCACCUCAUUCGCGGGGCCACCUUUGGCGCGGCAGGAACCGGCGCUGCUGCGGCUGCCCGUAACGGUGGAGGUAUGAGCGCUGGACGUUCCUUGGAGUCCAACAGCCGACGGCGAAGAAGCCGCGGUGGCGGGCGCGUUGGAGGGACCCCUCCUGUGGUAGCUUCAGCAGUGGCGGCUGGAGCGGGGGCGAUGUCGGCGGCGGCCCAGGAAGCCGGCGAGGCGUUGCGACGGCAUCACGAGUGCCAGAAGUGGCGGACUGCGAGCGAUGUCUCUUGCGCUCCCGGUUGCGCUCAGCAUAGUGAAUGGGUGCGUACGUUGGUUCAUUCAGCCCUACGCUCCCAAGGGGUGUUGCGGUCCGUGACGACGGUGUGCAACCAGACGAGAAUACGUGGGGUCCUCCGCGACGUUGUCAAGCGAGCGGAGGGCAAGUUUCGGGCGAGAGCAUACCUACACUGGUACUACCGACAUGGUUUGGAAGACGAGGACUUUCUGGCAGCCUUUGAGGGCGUGCGAACGGUGGAGCGUGGCUACGAUGGACUCGCGAGGGCGUUCGGUUGCUCCAGCGGCAGCGGAGAAGCAAGAAUCGUGUGGUAG
Molecule: messenger RNA, 1917 nt
Organism: Ectocarpus siliculosus
Lineage: Eukaryota; Phaeophyceae; Ectocarpales; Ectocarpaceae
Source: the annotation of a GenBank genome assembly